Physcomitrium patens is the source of this 2332-nucleotide messenger RNA. RefSeq lists its product as uncharacterized. The record is from RefSeq and is a predicted model, not a curated record. Lineage: Eukaryota; Viridiplantae; Streptophyta; Bryopsida; Funariales; Funariaceae.
UCGUUGCAUUCCCAGCUGGAGCUGAAAUUCGCGAAGCGUCAUGCCCACGGUUCUCCGUCGGAGCGAUCAAUCCAGUCCGUCUCAUCUCACCGUCGCGCACAAUUCUCUUCCUCACGCGGUCAUAUGCAUUCUGGGUUUGCCUACAAUCGUAUGCUGUGUUGGGUUUUUGAUGGGUUCCUUGUUUUGAGGUUGAAGCUCGCACCGAUUCUACCCUCGCAAUUUGUCGUCGUAGCUUGUUCGUUGACCGAGUUCUAGAGCAUUUCUGGACUUGGGUUUUCAGUUUUGUGAGACAUCGUUGAGAGCUUCUGAUGUUAGUAGACCAGAUGGAGUAUCAGGGGCAACAAGGGAGUGGAGGACCGCAGGACGAUGCCUUUUAUGAACUGCUCUCUAGCACGGCGCUGGCGAACGCGAAGAAGCAGCAACAGCAGCAGCAUCAGUUCGAACAGCAGAAUCAUCAGCAGCAGCAACAGCAGCAGUUUGAUUCCCGGAGCGAGGAGGGGCUCCCGAAUUAUGACUUUCAAUCUACUUCGAGCUCCUACGGCGGUGUCGUAGCCAAUGGAGAGGAUAUGCGCAAGGCCCCCUCGGUUAUGCCCGUCGUCGAGUCCUCUCAUCCGCCCCAUUUCCCGACGUAUCCGCCUGGAUCUUCAUAUUCGAAUGCGCGGCAACAUCUUCCUGUUCCAUCGUUUGUGGAGUCAUCGCCCCCUAGACAGGAGAAAGGGAACGCUGAAGCUGCUACUGUAGCUGCGGUAGAGCAGACUAUGAAGAAGUAUGCCGAUGAUCUGAUGCGCAUGAUGGAGUCCAUGGCUGGGCGUAUUGGUCAAUUGGAGUCGUCGACUCGACGCUUGGAGCAAAUAAUGACCGACUUCAAGGGUGGAUCGGAGAAGAGCCAGGGUGUUUCAGGCGGCAAGCUCUUACUCAUCGAGACUAUGCUCUCUGAAGUACAACGUGGUGUACAGGAGCUACGCAAUAAACAGGAAGUUAUGGAUGCUCAAUCUACAAUUGGAAAGCUUCAACUGGGCGACGAGGGCGUUUCUUCCUCAGUCCACUCCCAAACGUCUUUGGAGCCACCACCGGCGCAAUCUCCGCGAGCUCCCCAAAUGCCAGAGACGCCACCUUAUCCGAUGGGACCGCUCCCUCAUGCUCCUCACCAUCCGCCCGGUCAUCUUCCACCUUACAUGGUGCCACCACAGUUGGUAGGUCUUGCUCCUCCUCCACCACCGCCUCCUGCGCCUGAGCCUCAUUACCAGCCUUCUCAGCAAGGCCCUCCUCCUCCUCCUCCUCCUCCUCCUCAGCAGUCUUACCACAGCCAGCAGCUGCAACAGCAAAGUACCCCGCCAUCUGCGCAUCCUCAUGGUCCAUUCCCUCAACCUCCUGAGCUUCCACCAUAUGGCGCAACACCACAAGGACCCUACAAGGGGCAAUCGGGGAGCUUCGGUCAGGAUGCUCCUCCACCGUCUUAUGGAGGUCGGCCGCACCAUAUGCCUCAGACUGGGCUUGGUGGGUCGCAAAUGUACGACCAGUCGGGUGGGAUACCACCCUACCAAUCUCAAGGUCGGCCUGCAGCCCCGGCUUAUGAUCAGCCAAUCGGGCUACCGCCUCCUGGAUACUUCAAUCCGGGGUACCGAAGUGGGCAGCAAACCCCGUCAGCUCCGAGUAGCGGAGCUGGAGGCUAUCCUCGGUUGCCAACAGCUCAGCCUGUGCAACACGCCAUGCCAACGGCGAGAGAGCGCGAAGGAGCUCAACCGUCUUCCGGUGCAACCCCUUUGUCAACAAACCGACUGUCUAUUGAUGAGGUGAUCGACAAGGUCGCAGUGAUGGGCUUUUCUAAGGACCAAGUGAGGGCGGUGGUGCGGAGGCUCACCGAGAAUGGCCAGUCUGUGGACCUGAACGUUGUUCUUGACAAGUUGAUGAACGGAGAUGGCGGAGCGCAGCCGCCGAAGGGUUGGUUCCAAAGGGGCUGAAAAUCUGCUUCUCUCUUUGGAUGCUAUUGGUCUGUUUCCAGUAAGUUGUAGGGGAUAGCAGUAGAUUUGUAGCAAUAGACUUCGAUUUUGUGUCUUUCAUGUAUAAGUCUGGUAUUUAUGUGUACAUACAUAAGAGGUGCUGGAUGCUCCUGUCCUGGAGUCCUCAGUUGAGCUGUUAAGUGUUAAUGUUGCUUGACAAAGUUGCUGGUGUACAUGGGAGUCUCUGAAACCUGCUAGCAUCAGUUUUCUGUUCACCUUCACAGAAUUUUGCUGAUUCGAGUCUUGUGCUUACAUAGUAAUAGAAGCCAUCGAAGGCAGCCAUGUGCGUUGUAACAAGACUGUUAAUCAAAGAGAUUUUUCAUGACCAUAUC